CAAUAUAACAGCAUGGGAAUGCAUGUGUUGCCGGUGCAUGUGCAAUGUCAUCGUGAUUGGUGUUUUGAGAUAAGAAUUCCUCUCCUUAACUUAUUGUGUUCUAAUCAUUCCAUCUCUGACACUGGCCAUUCACCCCUCGUCAUUUAAGACGUUGCACAGCAAUUGGCUGACGAUGAGUGAAACCUCAACACUUACGGUCCUUCGUUCAGAGAAGGAUAUUGACAAGGUUUGGCUUGAGGAACUACUGAAACUAAGGCUAAAAUCCAACAUUGAAGUCCUUUCAUGGACAUCGAGUACUCCAGCCACAAAGAGUGGGUUCUUGAGUGAGAUGUGCUUCGUUCGUGUGGCUUUCAAAGGUCCAUAUCACCCAGUGGAAGAGAGGUCUUUAGCUGUAAAAUUUGCUCCAAGUGACAAAAAUAUAUUGGAAUUCAUGAAGAAUGGGAACCUUGCAAGGAAGGAAAUCGAGUUUUACAAAUUUGUCUUAACAGACGACUUUCAGCUUUUCUGCGAGAAGAGCGGCUUGAAAAAUCCAGUUCCAGAUGUGUACUGGGCAGACAUGGAAGAAGACCUCGUCACCCUUGUCAUGCACGACUUGAGAACAGAAGGAUUUAGAGUGGAUACCCCACCAGGGGGGAACUCGCUAGAACAGAUUAAACUAACGCUGAAAUCUUCUGCAAUUAUUCAUGCUUGUGGAGUUGCUACCAUAAAGAAGCAUGGAAGGGAGUACCUAGAUGUUCCCUCUGGAGAUUUUCUUGAUGACUAUGUUAAGGUAGGUCUUGAGAAAGAAAUAGAAAUGUUUAAGGGAACACGUACUGCGGAAACUUUAAGAGCACUUAACUCCCUGAGGGACCCAGUGAUCAAGACAAGGUAUCCAUUAUUUGAGACUUUGAUCCACGGGGAUUUGUGGACAGGGAACGUCAUGUUCUCUGGCGACAAUACAAGUGCCAUCAUUAUUGACUGGCAGUUUGCCUCCGUUGACAACCCAGUAUGUGACAUUCUUUCCUUGUUGCUGAUGAGCGGCGAACCUGUGGUGUAUGAGCAACACCUAAAUGACGUUCUCGAAAGUUACUGGGAAAGUCUGACUGAAGCCUUAAGAAAGAAUGAAGUUUCAGUUAACAAUACAUUUCAAGAGCUUGUGAACUGCGUUGAGCAAAUGUGGAUAUAUGGUUUUAUGUUCUUGACAGCCAGUCUUAACGAUUUGCUGGAAAACAAUUUGAUAACAGUGGAAAGAACGAAACAUGUUAUAACAUUUUUGGAGGAGAAAAAUAUAUUUUCAAAGUUCCUGCAGCUUCAUGGAAAAGAAGUAACAUGAUUAAGUUUUCAGGUUAAUUUCAGGAUUUUGAAAUAUAUGUGCGGUAGCUUUUCGAUUAUUCUACUUUUGGCUUUAAAACUGCAUAUAAGGCUUCACGUGUAAUGCUAUGAAGCUAAUGGCCUAUAGUGUAUGACAAAUUUGGCCUCCAGUUACUGAUUAGCACCAAUCUUCUAUAAUGUGCUGUUUCAUAAAGUUCAUUUAUUAAUAAACAGAGUUUUCCAUCUAC
Messenger RNA from Penaeus monodon (black tiger shrimp), 1538 nucleotides. RefSeq lists its product as uncharacterized. The record is from RefSeq and is a predicted model, not a curated record. NCBI's taxonomy places the organism in Eukaryota, Metazoa, Arthropoda, Malacostraca, Decapoda, Penaeidae. The transcript has 2 exons. The coding region runs from base 173 to 1312 and encodes 379 amino acids.